AUGCGGGAGAUCGACGCCAAAUACCAUGAGAUCCUGAAACAAUUGGAUUACUACAAUGAGAAGUUCAAGUGUGAGAUGGAUGGCACCCAGAAGAGGCGGGUGCUGCAUGGCUUCCAGAGGGCCCUGAACCGAAGCCAGGAACUGGGCAAUGAGAAGAUCCAGAUCAUAAGUGAGAUGGUGGAGCUGGUGGAGAACCGCACCAAAUAUGUGGACAGUCAUGUGGAGCUCUUCGAUGCACACCAGGACAUCAGUGACAGCACUGGCGGAGGCAAGGCCGGCCAGGACAAAUCCAAGAAUGAGACAAUCACUGAGGCAGACAAGACAAAUAACAAGCGUUCCCAGAGGCAGCGAAACAAUGAGAAACGAGAGAACACAUCUAAUAAUCACGACCAUGAUGACAUCACCUCAGGAACGCCCAAAAAGAAGAAAGCAAAAACCUUAAAGAAGGAGAAAUGCUCCAAGGCCAAAGCAGAGAGGGAAGCCUCCCCCACAGACCUCCCCAUUGACCCCAACUCUUGCUGGCAGGAUUUUCGAAGCAUCAAGAUUUAG
Molecule: messenger RNA, 549 nt
Organism: Phodopus roborovskii (desert hamster)
Lineage: Eukaryota; Metazoa; Chordata; Mammalia; Rodentia; Cricetidae
Product: inhibitor of growth protein 1-like
Exons: 2
Coding region: 1-549 (182 amino acids)
Biological process (GO): positive regulation of DNA-templated transcription
Cellular component (GO): nucleus
Source: RefSeq, a predicted model, not a curated record